AUGGACUACCAUCUCUAGAACAAGUCUUCACUUUGGACCUGAGGGGAUCAUUUCCGGACGCUCAGAUCUGAAUGCACCCCUCCUUUCACCAGACUCUGGACGGGGUAACACAGGCUACAGUGCGACCACCUGCAUUGGGAAACCGGCAAAGGCGGUGGCUGGUCAUAAAAAAACAAUAAGAAGCGGAGGGAGAACCUGAGCAUCUGUGCAGCCUCAGCAUCACAACAGAAGCCCCUCAGCUGCUCCCUGCCUGCCAGGCAUGUCGACCACCGGGGAAGUGCCACCCUUCUUCAGCAGCGUGGGCUCUGACAGCCCCGCCAGGCCCAGGCAGAAAUUCUGUGGCGUGUUCUGCCCGGUGGAAGGAUCCUCCGACAGCAAGACGCUGGACUUUGACGCGCUGUCGGCGUGUAGGGGAAGGAGUGAGGGGCGAGUCAUUGACCGGCAGACCGACAUCUCCCAGCCGAGGAAGGUGGAAAUCAGGGAAAGCACCGGCAAGGAAGCCCUGCAGAACCUGGACGAUAAAAGGAGCGACCGUCUCCUGAUCAAAGGGGCUAAGAUUGUGAACGAUGACCAGUCCUUCUGUGCUGACAUCUACAUGGAGGAUGGAGUCAUUAAACAAAUCGGGGAAAACCUCAUCGUACCAGGCGGGGUGAAAACUAUCGAUGCCCACGGCCGCAUGUUGAUGCCAGGCGGCAUCGAUGUGCACACGCGUUUCCAGAUGCCGGACCGAGGCAUGACGUCUGCAGAUGAUUUUUACCAGGGCACCAAAGCAGCGCUGGCAGGAGGCACCACCAUGAUCAUGGACCAUGUGGUGCCCGAGCCUGGAGUGAGUCUCAUCUCGGCCUUUGAGCAGUGGCGUGAAUGGGCCGACAGUAAGUCCUGCUGCGACUACUCGCUGCACGUUGACAUCACCGAGUGGCACAGAGGCAUCCAGGAAGAGAUGGAGAUGCUGGUCAAGGAUCAUGGUGUCAACUCCUUCCUGGUUUAUCUGGUUUAUAAGGAUAUUUUCCAGCUCACGGACUCUCAGGUGUACGAGGUGUUCAGUGUGAUCCGAGAUCUGGGAGCCAUCGCCCAGGUUCACGCUGAGAACGGCGACAUCGUAGCUGAGGAGCAGCGUCGGAUCCUGGAGCAGGGCAUCACGGGGCCUGAGGGCCAUGUCCUGAGCCGCCCUGAGGAGGUGGAGGCCGAGGCUGUGAACCGCUCCGUGACGGUGGCCAAUCAGACCAACUGUCCUCUCUACGUUACCAAGGUGAUGAGCAAGAGCGCCGCUGAUGUCAUCGCUCAGGCCAGGAAGAAAGGCACUGUGGUCUAUGGAGAGCCGAUCACUGCAAGUCUGGGAACAGAUGGUUCACACUACUGGAGUAAGAACUGGGCCAAAGCAGCCGCCUACGUCACCUCCCCCCCUCUGAGCCCCGACCCCACCACCCCAGACUAUCUCAACUCCCUGCUCUCCUGUGGCGACCUGCAGGUGACAGGAAGUGCACACUGUCCGUUCAACACGGCCCAACGCGCCGUGGGAAAAGAUGACUUCAGCCUGAUCCCUGAAGGGGUCAACGGCACCGAGGAGAGGAUGUCCAUCAUCUGGGACAAGUGUGUGGUCACUGGUAAGAUGGAUGAAAACCAGUUUGUGGCGGUGACGAGCACCAACGCCGCCAAGAUCUACAACAUGUAUCCCCGCAAGGGUCGCAUCGCCGUGGGUUCAGACGCCGACCUGGUGCUGUGGGACCCCGAGGUCACAAAGAUCAUCUCUGCCAAGAGCCACAACUCGACCGUGGAGUACAACAUCUUUGAGGGUACAGAGGUACGCGGUGGUCCACUGGUGGUCAUCAGCCAGGGGAAGAUCGUCCUGGAGGAAGGGAACCUCCACGCCACUGAGGGCUCAGGACGCUACAUCGCCCGUAAACCUUUCCCUGACUACGUCUACAAGAGGAUAAAAGCUCGCAGCAGGCUGGCUGAGCUCAGGGGCGUGCCCAGAGGAUUGUAUGAUGGCCCGGUGUGCGAGGUGUCCGUCACCCCUAAAACCAUGACCCCUGCCUCCUCAGCUAAGACCUCCCCGGCCAAGCAGGUGAACCAGCCGGUCCGCAACCUGCACCAGUCCGGCUUCAGCCUAUCCGGGGCCCAGAUUGACGAUAACAUCCCCCGUCGUAACACCCAGCGCAUUGUGGCGCCCCCGGGUGGCAGGGCCAACAUCACCAGCCUGGGUUAGAGCCCCCGUCGUCGGCUGCUGAGGAGGAAUCGAGGGUCAGAGGAGGGACGGCCGCCGGGAGCCGAGGGCUUCGAAGACCUCAACGUGACACCAGGGGGGGCGGGUGGGAGCUGAACCCUCCACCUGCCUCCUUCACCUCACCUCACCUGACGGGGCCGUCCACCCAUCCAACCAUCCUCCUCCUCCUCUUCCUCCUUCAAUGCUUUUUCACGUUCCCACUCUCCCCCUCCCCAAGACCCUUAAGGACAGUUAGAAAGAAAAAAAAAACAAAAAAAAAAGUCUGCCUCAUGGUGAAAAAAGAGAAAACACUUCUUAUUUGAGCACUUUUGACUGCAUUGUUUAGUUUUUUUAUACUGUUUUUCCUCCCUGCCAUGUAACCGUUUAAUGAUUGUUUUACUGAGGGGUCGAAAUGAAUUAAUGCGGUUCAUUUUAACACAACUGUUCUUUUCUUUUUGGGAGUAGCAUGGGUACAAAAACAGUAUCUUUCUUCCUUUUUCCAUUGAAACAGGUAAAACAGUAGGUUGUUUUCAAUUUAACAUGAGUUUAUCCACCGGCCACAGUUCAGUGAUCAGUAUCCUAUUGAUUCACUGCCAUGUGGCCUUGGGAUUUGACAAAUUGAGCAGCAAAGCGACCUAUUAUUUGGCGAAUGCGUACUUAAAUCGACGUCUCUCUGCACUGGCUCUCAUCUCAUGUUUUCCCACCUGUGGCUUUUCCAAGGUACAUGAGUAUAAAACCAUAUUUUGUAUUUGGCAGCUGCCUUCCAGCUUUGUGAGCCGGCGGGAACAGUCCUGUUGAGCAGAGAAGGAGCUUUGGCAGGUAGUAAAUAGAGCUUUAUGCCUCAUUUUUGAGCGUUUGGUGGGAAAAGGUGACUCGGAGGAAAGAGAACAUUUUACUUGCUAACUUCUCCUUGCCUUAUCGCUCUUAACACCGUCCUUUUGUUGUUGUUGUUUUUUUUUUUACCAGACCGCACGCAGUAGGUGCCAUACACUACGCAGCUACAUACUUUUCCGUCUUAUUUGCAUUCCUGUAAAGCUCCCGUACUUCCUCCUCAACACCGUCCAUCGCCGAUCAGUGCAUUUACAUCCGAAUGUGACUGUUUUCUACUCAUCUGAAUCCCUCUUUCCUUUCUGCUCUUUACGUGCCUGAACCCACUGAAGUUGUACUGAUAUAGUUUGGUUGUCAUUUUCUUAUUCUUAUUGAGGUAAGUGAAGGAUGUAAGAUAAAAAAAAAAAGAUGUAAAAUAGCCAGGAUUAACCGAUUCAAAGGUGCCAGAUUUUGCGCUUUCAAAGGGCCUACGCUUGUCGGUAGAGCCCGUGUAAAGACGAAAAAUGCUCGAUAUGUUGAAAUGUUCUAAUGUUUUAGAGUUUUAACUUGUUGUCAAACUGCUUUCUAGUGUCAUUCUGUAACUAGGUGCCUAUAAGGGCUGAGCACUAUUAAUUUUGCUUACGAGUACAGUAGACAUGAGCUCAUGUAUUUCUGACCAGUGUGCAGUGUUGAUGUGUGAGGGAUGGGACACACAGCAGGUUCCUGUGCCGCGCUUCUCUAAACCGAACCGGGCCAGGCUAAACGCUCAACAGCGCGUUUCUUCCCUCGAUCUGGUUUAAGUUAAGCCGCGCAACCGGUUUCCUGUUUUCACUCAUGUGUCAGCUGGAUGUUGGCUGCCGUUCACCGCCGUUCUGCAGACCUUUUUCUUCUCCAUGACUCAACACGGAGCAAUAAGCUCAUCCUGACAUAAACACAGCCAGGGGCCCGCUACACCAAGAGAUUGUAAGAUUAGCUUCUAGACUUUAGCCUGGAAUAGAAUAUAACCUGAUUCUGCCUCAAAAAUAAAGGCUUACAUGUUCACUUUCCGAACCAAGGAUUGACUAUUUUAUUAGAGAAGGAUUUUAAUUUCAGUUUGGCUUUAAACUGGUGUAAUCCUAUUUAGAAAGAAUAGCCAGUUCAUUGUUUAAAACAAAAACAAUAACUUUUCUUCUAUUUCAUCGGCCUGAGGGCAAAAGUAGGAGUAAAAUGACUAAAGUGACAGUAAAAUUAAAGUAAAAAAGUUUGUGCCAAUACUUAUGGAAAGUGCAAAAA
This is a messenger RNA of Sphaeramia orbicularis (orbiculate cardinalfish), 4282 nucleotides long. RefSeq names its product dihydropyrimidinase like 2b (gene dpysl2b). Gene Ontology annotation, cellular component: cytoplasm; cytosol. NCBI's taxonomy places the organism in Eukaryota, Metazoa, Chordata, Actinopteri, Kurtiformes, Apogonidae. Gene Ontology annotation, molecular function: hydrolase activity, acting on carbon-nitrogen (but not peptide) bonds, in cyclic amides. Bases 260 to 2206 code for a protein of 648 amino acids. The transcript has 15 exons. The record is from RefSeq and is a predicted model, not a curated record.